Molecule: messenger RNA, 541 nt
Organism: Anopheles funestus (African malaria mosquito)
Lineage: Eukaryota; Metazoa; Arthropoda; Insecta; Diptera; Culicidae
Gene: MED9
Product: mediator of RNA polymerase II transcription subunit 9
Exons: 4
Coding region: 91-423 (110 amino acids)
Biological process (GO): regulation of transcription by RNA polymerase II
Cellular component (GO): mediator complex
Molecular function (GO): transcription coregulator activity
Source: RefSeq, a predicted model, not a curated record
CCACCGUCCAAAAUAUGCACCACAAUUACAGCUGCCCAUUUUCAUGUCUGUCACACGAAAAGUCAAAACAUUCAGUGGCCAAACAAAACGAUGGAUGCCGUAGAAACAAAGCCACAAAUCACUAACAUUCCAGAAACUAAAAUUCAACCAGUAGAAAUUGAGAUACUGCCCGUUGUCUACGAUAUAAUCCGAAGCGUCGAAAAGGAUCCGAUAGAUAACACAGCAAAGCAAAAGGAGAGUGCCGAGUGCAGUCAGAAGGUCCUUGAACUUCAGCGGACACUCGAGGCCGCUCGAUCAACCAUUCGGAAACUGCACGGUAUCGAGUACAGCAAAGAGGAACAACUGCGAAGGCUCGAAAGCCUGCGGAAGCAGCUAGCACUGAAGCAGCAACUUAUCAAGAAGUAUAAAAACGUUCAGUUCUAAAAUUGUUCACUAGCGGCCACAUAGAAACAGCUUGCAAAAAUGGUGCUGCAAAUCAUUCUUCGCUAUCUGGCAAACAACGAGCAACUCAUCCAACGUUUGGCCGAUUCCUACCCAUUAC